Messenger RNA from Xyrauchen texanus (razorback sucker), 1516 nucleotides. RefSeq names its product claudin-11-like. Gene Ontology annotation, biological process: bicellular tight junction assembly; cell adhesion. Gene Ontology annotation, cellular component: bicellular tight junction; plasma membrane. Gene Ontology annotation, molecular function: structural molecule activity. The record is from RefSeq and is a predicted model, not a curated record. Bases 182 to 838 code for a protein of 218 amino acids. Lineage: Eukaryota; Metazoa; Chordata; Actinopteri; Cypriniformes; Catostomidae. The transcript is spliced from 3 exons.
UACUGUGCACAGUAAGGACUUAAAACUCAUCAUGAUUUUUGCGCAAUGGAUUAACAUAUUUGGAAACUACCACACAUAAAUCCAAGUAACCCGUCAGGUUUCAGAUUAUCUGUUAAUCUCAAACGAGUAUUUUUUUUUCUUUUGGAUAUACUUUUGGACAAUUUUGCUCCCAUUGUACACCAUGGCAAAUACUUGCAUGCAGUUCAUGGGUUUUGUGAUGAGUUUCAUUGGUUGGAUCGGGCUUAUUAUCGCCACUGCCACUAAUGACUGGGUAGUGACUUGUAAAUAUAACAUGAGCACAUGUAAGAAGAUGGAUGAACUGGAGGUCAAAGGUCUGUGGGCAGACUGUGUGAUAUCAACUGCGCUGUAUCAUUGCAAAACACUUACUCAAAUUCUCGAUUUACCAGAUUACAUACAGACAUCUCGAGCUCUAAUGGUCACCGCAUCGAUUUUAGGAUUGCCUGCUCUCGCGCUCGUGCUCAUGUCCAUGUCCUGUAUUAACCUCGGAAGUGAACCGGAAAGUGCCAAGAACAAACGAUCCGUGCUCGGAGGAAUCCUAAUAGUGUUGACUGCUUUUUGUGGCAUCAUCUCCACUGUGUGGUUUCCCAUUGGAGCCCAUCAUGAGAGAAGCCUAAUGUCCUUUGGCUUCUCCCUGUAUUCUGGCUGGGUGGGCACUGCGCUCUGUUUGCUGGGAGGUUGUAUGAUCACCUGCUGUUCAGUUGACACCCCUGAAUCAUAUACUGACAACGAUAGAUUCUACUUCUCCAAACAGGGCCCCACCCAUCCUGGCACUGCCUCCACUUCCUCCACUAACCAUGCCAAAAGCGCUCACGUGUGAGCUUGGGGAUUACUCUGGUGUACUACAGCUCAGCAGACCAUUAGCAACUUAACCCAGCCCAUCAGAUUUCUGCUCUCUCCAUCUGAUUUUUCACUGUCUCUCCAAUCCCCCCCUCCCCCCCUUUUUUUUCCUUCAUGUCAGCCGUGCCUCAAUCUACAGUGGUGACACUGCGGAUUGUUAUUGUACAGCUGAACUGUAUCCCUUUGACUCGACGGCAGGGUUAGCUGACCCAGAUGUUACAUAACAAGGGACAGUCGCUGGUGAAGGACCUGCUGUUAUCAAGGGACCUGUACUGAAGGAUUUAUUUUCCAUGUGGUCACUGAUUGUGCACAGUACAAUGUGCCUUUUUUAAGCAUUGUGUUUGUAGUGAGAAAUCAUGUUUUAAAAUCAUGUAUUUCAUAUUUUUAUAUGAACUUUAACAGUAUUUGCCAAUGUCGUUUCUAUUCUGAAUCUUCUUUUUUUGAAAAGGUAUGUAAGAGGUACAAAUGUCUUUUCAUUUUGAUUAAUUUCAGUACAGUUUGUCAAGCAGACACAGUGAAGAUAAUGUCUUGCUCAUUGUUUUUACUCCAACUGCCCAAAUGAAAUUCAACCAAAAUUGGAUCAAAACAGUAAUUGACUGUUAAUUAUUCUAAUACUUGUAUGCAGUUUGUAUGUUUAUUGUAAUAAAAAGUAUUGUCC